AUUUAAGACCAUUGGGCCUAAAACACAAAAAAACCACAUGAUAUGAGUGAGUCUAGUUGCAUUGCAGCAGCUGAGAGAGAAGAACAGCAGAGACCGGCGAGCGAGGAAGCAGAGCCGAAACUCCUUAAUCCUUAUUAACUCAUCAGAUGGCAUUGAGAGGUGUUUGGCAACUUCAGAAGCUAAUUGUGAGCUAUUGUGAUUGGGGAGGAAGUAGCAGGGGUAUCAGGGCAUUUAUGGAAUCGAACCUGCCAGCAUUUAAAGAGAACAAUCCUCAGCUAGAAGUCGUCACUGAGCUCAUCCGUGGUCAACAUCCACAUUUGAAGGGCUUUUACAAAAACAAGAAUCAGCGGGUGGUAUGUGUGAAGAAUCUGUCACCAGAAGAUAUACUUCUACAGGCAACGAGACUAAGGAAUGCAUUGGGAAGAAAAGUGGUGAAGCUGAGGACGAGACAUGUCACCAAGCACCCUAGCGUGCAAGGCACCUGGACAACCGAAGUGAAAUUUUGAGGCAUAGAAAAUCUUCACUAGGAGCUUUGUAUGGUUGUGUUUCUAAAGAAUCAGAUUUGCAUGCUUCUUUUGGUGAUUCCUGUUAGUCAUCAAUAAAAUCAUGGUUCUGUGAGGACUUUUAGGUACUGCUGAAAAAAGGGGAAAAACUCAAACUGUUAUUAAAGAGGUUAUAUUUUUGGUUCUUUCUUUGGUGAUUCAGGUUCUUUUAGUGUACUUUUUUGUAUUUGAAGUUUCAGAUCACCGGUCCCUUUCUGCCAUCUUGGGUGGAAGUUUGAUUUUGCAUUGUUUACUUUGUCCACAUUUUGGAGUUCAAAUACAUGUUGGAAAUCUAAAUGCUGGCAAAAAAGGAGCACUUGUGGUUUGGGGACACCAUAAA
Molecule: messenger RNA, 882 nt
Organism: Camellia sinensis
Lineage: Eukaryota; Viridiplantae; Streptophyta; Magnoliopsida; Ericales; Theaceae
Source: RefSeq, a predicted model, not a curated record